Molecule: messenger RNA, 4584 nt
Organism: Parascedosporium putredinis
Lineage: Eukaryota; Fungi; Ascomycota; Sordariomycetes; Microascales; Microascaceae
Source: the annotation of a GenBank genome assembly
AUGGCGGUGUUCACCGCCUGGAAAUGCGACAUUCGCCUUAUUCCACAGCGGGUUCAAAUCGCCGUCAAAACCCCCUCUCUCUUUGCUGAUCCCUCCAUGAGCUUCAGCGUCGAUUGGAAUACUCGCGAUGGCUUUCGCGAUGUUGCUAAGAAGAAGAAGAAGGCCGCCCCUGCGUCUAAUAAGUGGUCGGACGAUGGAGAUAAGAAGGACGACGCCGGAAACGGCGACGACAAUGCUGGCGGUGCCGGCGGCGGUGACGGUGCCGGUGCCGGUGGCGAUGCCGGAAACGGAUCUUGGGGCGGCGAUGGCGACGGCGACGGCGACAAAGAUAAUAAUGGCGGCGGGAAAAAGAAGAAUGGCGGAGCCGCAGCCAAUACCUCCAAGAACAGCACUUCCUUUCUGCCUGACAUUCCAACUUCCGACUUCGGUACGGAUUCCUUCCAGGACAUCAAACUUAGCGAUGACGUGAACGGGAAACUCGAUUUAGACUUCGAGUCUCCCUCAGAAACUAAAUCCUCCUUUGGGCAGUGGGGCACCAGCUGGAACACCGGGAAAUCGGGGAGUUCGUGGGACUUCUCUGCCACCAAGGAGGACGAGAAGAAAGACGAGGGUGAUGCAGAUGCAUGGAGCGCUGGCCGCACCAAGUCCAAGAAAAAGGCGAUGACUUUCGGUAGUUUCGACGAUAUCGAGGAGGAAAACAAUGGUGAUGCCGAUGCGUCCAAGGACAACGGCAUCUCUUGGGGUGAUUUCUCAACGACGACUUCCAGCAAGAAAGACAAGAAAAAGAAGAAGAAGAACUUGUGGGACGACGAACCGGAACCGGAAAAGCCUGUCGAGGACAACUCGCAAGACCUUGGUGCCACGAAGGAGGAUGACGGCUGGGGAUGGAGUGCCUCCAGUACGAAAAAGAAGGGCAAAAAGAACUUUUCCUUUGAGGCUGAGCCAGAGCCUGAAGUUGCGGUGGCCACGGACGCCCCUGCCGACGAGGACUGGUUUUCUACGUCGAAAGACAAGAAGAAGAAGAAGGGUGCUUCAGCAGCCAUCAUAGAGGAACCCAAGGUCGAGGAGCCGCCCAAGGAGGACGACGCCUGGGAUACGUGGGGAGCAAAGAAGGACAAGAAGAAGAAGAAGACGAACUUUUUAGACGACUUUGGGCCCUCGGAUCCCGCGCCUCCUCCCGAACCUGAACCUGAACCUGAGCCUGUCAAGGAAGAUGACUCCUGGGCCGGUGGCUGGGCAGCAACCUCUAAGAAGGACAAGAAGAAGAAGAAGAAGGGCAUAAUAGAGGAGGUCGCCGAGGAGCCCGAGCCGAUUCCAGAGCCUGUUGUGGAGGAGCCGGUCGCCGAGAGCAAGGAUGAUGGCGAUGCCUGGGCCACCCUCGGUUCCAAGGACAAGAAGAAGAAGAAAGGUAAGACUGCUACUACUUUUGACCUAGAUCCGAUAGCCGAGCCUGAGCCCGAACCCGAACCCGAAAAGCCCAAGGACGAUGACGCGUGGGGCUUCUCAACAUCAAAGAAGGACAAGAAGAAGAAGAAAGCCUCCAUCUGGGACGACCCUGUCCCGGAACCGGAACCGGAGCCGGCAAAGGAAGAGAAGACGGAUGAUUUCUGGUCCUCCACGGUGACGAAAAAGGACAAGAAGACGAAGAAGAACAAGAUAUUAGACCCCGAGCCCGAGCCCGAGCCCGAUCCGAUUCCCGAACCAGAGCCCGAAAAGACGGAGGAGCCCGAUAAUUUGUGGUCCACGCCCGCAACCUCUUCUAAAAAGGACAAGAAGAAGAAGAAGGCAUCUAUCUGGGAUGAUCCCCUUCCCGAACCCGAACCCGAACCGCCCAAGGAAGAAGAGAAGCAGGAGGAAGCUGCCAUGAAGAAGAAGGGCGACGUCGACAAGGAUGAGGAAAAGAAGAGAGAAGAGGAAGAAGCCGAGAGGAAGCGUCUGGAGGAAGAAGAGGAAGCGAAGCGCAAGGCGGAGGAGGAAAAGAAGAAGGAGGAGGAGGAUGCGGGUGCUUGGGGUGCGACGACGUCAAAGAAGGACAAGAAGAAGAAGAAGAAGGCAUCCAUCUGGGAUGAUUUGGAUACCUCCAAGGAGGAAGAGGAAAAGAAGAAGAAAGAAGAAGAGGAGGAAGCGGAAAGAAAGCGACUUGAGGAGGAGGAAGAAAAGAGGAAGAAGGAGGAGGAGGAAGCGGCUACUGGAUGGGGUGCCGCGACGUCAAAGAAGGACAAGAAGAAGAAGAAGGCCUCGAUUUGGGAUGAUCCAGUACCUGAGCCGGAGCCUGUGCCCAUCGUCGAAGAACCACCAAAGGAAGAGCCCAAGGAGGACAUCUGGGGCGCGGCUACCUCCAAGAAAGACAAGAAGAAGAAGAAGGCCUCGCUCUGGGAUGAUCCUGACAAGAAAAAGAAGAAGGCCUCCAUGUGGGAUGACCCCGUUCCCGAACCAGUUCCCGAACCUGAGCCUGUGCCCGAGCCUGAACCGGAGAAGGAGGAGGACAAGAAAAAGAAGAAGGCCUCCAUCUGGGAUGAUCCUGUUCCCGAACCUGAGCCUGUCCCCGAGCCAGAGCCCGAGCCAAUCAAGGAGGAGGAGACCAAGGGCGACCUCUGGGGUGCUGCGACUUCUAAGAAGGACAAGAAAAAGAAGAAGGCUUCUAUCUGGGAUGACCCUGUUCCUGAACCCGAACCCGAACCCGUGCCUGAGGACAAGAAAAAGAAGAAGGCAUCCAUGUGGGACGAUCCGAUCCCAGAGCCUGAACCUGAGCCUCCCAAGGAAGAACCGAAGAAAGAAGAGGAGCCCACAGACACUUGGGGAGCGGCCACAUCCAAGAAAGAUAAGAAGAAAAAGAAGGCCUCGAUCUGGGAUGAUCCUGUACCUGAGCCUGAGCCGGAACCGCCCAAGGACAAGAAAAAGAAGAAGGCCUCUAUCUGGGAUGAUCCUGUGCCGGAGCCGGAGCCGGAACCGGAGCCGGCGAAGGAAGAAACCAAGGAGACCGACGACUUUUGGGCGACGACAACAAGUUCCAAGAAGGACAAGAAGAAGAAGAAGGCCUCUAUAUGGGAUGACCCCGAACCUGAGCCUAUCAAGGAAGAGGAGCCUCCCAAGGAAGAGCCUCCCGCGACCGACGACCUCUGGGGUGCCGCUAGCACCAAGAAAGACAAGAAAAAGAAGAAGGCAUCUAUAUGGGACGAUCCGGAGCCUGCGCCAGAGCCGGAGACCAAGGCCGCCGAUGAUGACUUGUGGGGCACCGCAAGCAAAAAGGACAAGAAAAAGAAGGGCCAGGAUGACGACUUUUGGGACGCGAUGGGUGGUUCAAAGAAGGAGGACGCCAAGAGCAUCUCCCUGGAUGACUCGGUCAAAGCAUCGACGGAUCCUUUUGAUUUCUGGGGUGCAACAAAGAAGAAGAAGGGCAAGGGAGCGGAGGAGCCUGACGCCAUCGAGGAGCCCGCCGACGAAUCCAAAGACAAAAAGAAGAAGAAGAAGAAGGACAAGUCACGAGAUGCACCAGUUGAGGUCACGGAUGGAGGCGAUCUUGAAUCUGUUCAGCCUGACGCUAUUGAGGAGAUUAAGGACGAGGACGACGGGUCGAAGAAAGCCAAAACUCAGCAAAAAGAACAGGAGAAGCUGGACAAGGAGAAGAAGAAGGCGGACAAGGAGAGGGUCAAGGAGGAAGCUCGUCUUGCUCAGGAACAGGCAGCCAAGGAGGCGGAGGAGCAGGCAGCAAAAGAAGCGGAAGAACAGGCAGCUCAAGAGGCUGAAGCGCAGGCGGCCAAGGAAGCGGCCGAUGCAGAGAUUGCGGCCGAGGAGGAGGAGCUCGCGGCACUCACCGUCAAGAAGGGUCGCAAGAAGCUCAUUCGCCGCGACCAGGAAAAGUUUGACCGCUUGACGGAGAGAGCUAGCAAGCGGGCUGAAGAGGCUGCUGCUAUCGAAAAGGCCAAGGAGGAAGAGGAGGCCGCCGCCGCCGCCGCCGCCAAAGAAGCCGAAGCAGAGGCUGCUCGGGCGCUAGAGGAAGCUGAGUCCGGCAAGAAAAAGUCCAAGAAAGCCAAAUCCAAAGACAAGAAGGGCAAGACGACGGACAGAGAGGCAGAUAUGGACCUGGAUGUCGACCUCACUCCCGAGCAGGUCGAAGAACUCCUCGCUGACCCCGAUGCUCCUGCUAAAAAGGCAGUCGACGACGACGCCUUUGACUUCUGGGGCGCCAAGAAAUCUCGCAAAGCUCAAGACACGGAUGCGCAGUCGAGCUCGCGUAGCACAAAGCCCCGGAAAGCUGUAGGGGCAGGGUCGCAGACAAACUCCGAGCUUUCGAGGUCGGAGACGACCAACGCUGCCAUGUUCAGCACGCCCCCAAUCACGCGGUCGACCUCGACGCGCGACAAGAAGCGGUCCAGCACCAAGUCAUCGUCGCGCCGCCAUUCCGUCGAUAUUUCUAGCGGCCUCAUGUCGCCCCCGCCCGAGCCAGUCAUUUCAGGCAAAGCGGCCAAGAUUCUCGGCGUUGGAGCACCCACGCCCGACAAGCCAUCGCGUCGUCGCUCAAAGGCCAAGCCCGAUGACGAUGUCGUGAUGACCGACGCCGACGUCGCAGAAAGCACCCGCUGA